AUGGAGGCCCCGGAGGGGGAUGGCGAUGUCAGCGGGGGGGGUCUACCCUCCGCACGGCCCGCAUCUCCGGCCCCCUCCAUCUCCCUCCUGGAGGUCAAGGUGGAGACGAGCCUGGUGCUGGAGGCGUUCCUCAGGCGCGCCCUGUCCACCCCCCUGACUCAACGCCCUGGGAGCAUCGGGGGAUCGUACCGUGACCAUAAGAAUUGCAUUGCGAGUCCUAAAGAUGACCGCGUUAGAGCAGAGGUUUCUAAAGAUGACCGCGUUAGAGCAGAGGUUUCUAAAGAUGGCCGCUCUAGAGUGGAGGGUUCCAAAGAUGGCCGCCCUAGAGCCGAGGGUUCCAAAGAUGGCAGCUCUACAACAGAGGGUCCAGAAGAUGGCCGCUGUAAAGCUGAGGGUGGACUGGAUUCCCAGAGCUGCUCAGAGGCGGAGAAGAAACUCAAAUUUAAAGGCCUGUUAAAGAAGCACCUGAAAGCUCGUUCCUUCAAAUUGCAUUUACGAGACUCACAGAAGACAGACAGCAGACUCCAGGAAGAUGUGGUGUCGCCGUAUUCAUCCACUACUGACGACGAAAGUGACGGUGAGGAGGAAAACAAGAAGAAGAAAAAGAAAAAGAAGAAACUGAAGCUCCCCUUUUCCAAUAUCUUUCAUAAUAUGAAAUCUAAGAAGGAUACCGCAAAUAAGGACGUCUCAAAUCCUGAGGGACCCAGUUCACUGGUGACCAGUGACACAAAAACAGACCCAGCGGAGCCAUUGACGUCACCUGGCCACCCUCCUGAGUUCUAUGCUGAAGUGGCAGAGUCCAUUGACAGAUUUGCUAUGAAACACAGUUUGGAGACGCAGGAGCACUCUCUGGCCGGCUCAGCCAAUAGCAAGGAGGCUGUGGUGCAGCAGUUGGUCCAGGCUCUACAAAUACAAGGAGAUGCCAUCAAUGACAGGAUCCAGUCCAGCCCUUUCGUACGCUCCUCUCUGACCAAAAUAUCCUACCGUUCCUUCGCCAACCUGGUGGAUAUGUUCACCAGCCAGACACGAGCCCCGGCCCCCGCCCCCACCAGCCCCACCCUGUCCCGCAUCGCCAUGACAAUGGAGGUGUCACGCCGCGUCGUCACGGCCACGGGCACGCUCAAGAUCCAGGAGCAUGCUGAGCGCUACAUGGAGGAGUUCACCCCCUGGGUGAGAAGUCAUGGAGGAUGGGAGAACAUCCUCCAAUCAGAGGAAGUUUUGGAGUAUGACUGGCAGGACUGAGUGUGAAGGUAAUACAGUUACCAAACAAAGGAAUGAGGGGAACAUAUACUGUAUAUUAGUACUGUACUACAGAGAGAGCUGGACGGGUUACACUGUAGUACUGUACUACAGAGAGAGCUGGACGGGUUACACUGUAGUACUGUGUCCCAACAAAUAUCUAAAAUGCUGAAGUUUUAACAGCAGAUAGAAAAUACAUUCGCUGAUUUAUGUUUUUGAGCUAAAAAAGAAGCUGCUGAUAACUCUCCCUACGCCUUUCCCUUUCAUAGCUUUGAUCCAUUCAUAAAGCAAACUACAGGACCCCCCUGUGGGCAUACACCAUACUAAUCUGUGAUCUUUUCAGUUGAGUUCAGUAGAUCCUUACUGUCCACUAAGGGAAGUUGGUGUGCAGUAUUAAACAUUCACACGCAUUUGACAACCACAAAGAACAAAGACUUAACAGUUAACAACAUGACCAGGACAGGGAAGUGCCUACAGUUAUAAAGCAGUAAAACUAGUGUGUGCGCAAAGAGUAAAAUUCAGAACGUGUGAAAUUUGCAGUAAAUUUGCCAUAAGAGCAGCUGGUUUUCACCUUAAAAUUUGAUCCAAGUACCCAAGGGAAGUGGGUUAACUGUGUAAACAGCAGCUCUGAUUGGUUCAUUAAGUGCAGAGUCGCGGUGAAAACCUGCUUGGGGCAGGGCCAGGAUUGCAGACCCCUGGUUUGGCUGAAUGCACAGCCAGGGGAUAAAGCUAAUGUGCCAUUCAGCUGGUUUACCACUAGGGGGCCCCUGUGCCUGGGAAAUAAUGGACACUAAAGCUUUGGAGCUGCACACUGGAGGUUCACCACAAGUAAGGGAAGCCUUUGAAUAUUCACUGUCUGUCCUCAAGAAGAGCUCUACCCAACUCUGCCCCUGCCCAAAACAAUAAACCAGCUCACUGUAGUACCCUUACCCCUGCUGCUGCUGUGUGCAUACCCUUACCCUGUGUUCCUGCAGUGACCAACGGGGAGACCAAACUGUGAACCCAUACUUUUGCCCUUGUGUAAAUGUUUACAUUCAGUUUCACUGUAUUUUAAUGAGAUGGGCAGCUGCAUCGGGUCAUCUCAGGCAGGUCCUGUGUGGGUGUCUCCACGUCGCUGUCAGGGUUUCCUAACAUUUUUGUUUGUUUGCUUUCUAUCAAAUGUCCUUAGUGCCUUGCAGACCUGGGUCAAAUUUGUGUUUGUUUUGGAUUCAAAUACUUUUCUACGCUUUACUGAUCUUGUCUGGUGUAUUGGAACCAAUGAAAUACUCUCAAAAAGUGCAAACCCCGCCUUCUGGCCAUAUUGGCAGGCUCAAUUACACCAGCCAAGAUCAAUAGAGCACAGAAAAGUAUUUGAAUCCAAAACAAAUAGAUAUUUGACCCAGGUCUGUUGCCCUGUGGGCCACUGUGAAGGAGAAUGUGUGUGGCACUGUGUGUGGUUUUUCUGUGCAGCUAAAUCCUCUCUCUCUCACUGGCCUUUGAGUAAUGAUGUCAUACUCAGUCACAUGAUGCGAUCACUCACUGAAAGCUUAAGAGCUAAAGCUGAUCAUUUCCCUGGCGCAGACUUAUCCUUUGCUGUACAUAACAUCAGCCCUCUCUGUGUAUAUAAUCCAAGAACUAACAGAAAUUAUAUUCCUUUGGCUCUAUAUUUCUUAUUGCUGAAUGCUGACAAUAGUUUUUAUUUUUAACAUUUUUUAUACAAAUUCAAAAAUGGCUAAUUUUUCUGAUUACAAAGAGGACACAUAUUAGACAUUUUAAAUAUUUUAUUAUUUUAGUAAUCGGUGCAUUUGUAAAAUAUUAAUAUCAUGCAAAGGUAACAUGUCAAUAUGCAAAAACGCCUUGUAAGUUCCUGUGUUAUACAUUGAAAUUGGUCUUGGUAUGUGUGCUUAUAAUGUGUCAAUUUCUGCAAAUUCUGAGUAAAUUUGUAAUGAAUGUGACUUUUUUUU
Molecule: messenger RNA, 3182 nt
Organism: Anguilla rostrata (American eel)
Lineage: Eukaryota; Metazoa; Chordata; Actinopteri; Anguilliformes; Anguillidae
Exons: 7
Coding region: 1-1242 (413 amino acids)
Biological process (GO): regulation of extrinsic apoptotic signaling pathway
Source: RefSeq, a predicted model, not a curated record